Vigna angularis (adzuki bean) is the source of this 1924-nucleotide messenger RNA. RefSeq lists its product as uncharacterized. Lineage: Eukaryota; Viridiplantae; Streptophyta; Magnoliopsida; Fabales; Fabaceae. Bases 428 to 1504 code for a protein of 358 amino acids. The transcript is spliced from 3 exons. The record is from RefSeq and is a predicted model, not a curated record.
UAAGGUUCAGUUUGAAUUUUGAGACCAAUAAUUCUGGGUAUACUAGGGAAUAAUUUUGGAGAAUAUUGCACAAACAAACCAUGGUUAAGGCAAGAGGGACAUGUCACCCCUUUCAUCAUCGCCUUCUAUUUUAAAGCGUUGCUAUUGUCUUUCUCGGUGUAAUCAUCUGACUUUAUUUGUCUUCUUAAUUUCUUUGUCUUAAGAAAUUUCAGCUUCAACAAGAAAUGUCAUCUUUGUGAGUUUGGCUAGGCCAUCUUAAUCAAACUAUAUAUAUCUUCAAUCUCUUAGAACAAACUUUUGUUGGAGGAUCUUUCUGAAGGACUACUACACAAAUUAGCUUCUCUUCUUUCCCUUUUGUUGUUUUUCGCCAUCUACAUAAGAUUUUCUCAAUUAUCUUAUGUUUCUAUAAGUGGUGAAGACAAUUGAUAUGGGAACUAACCGGCAGCAGCAUGAAAUUUCAGAAGGAGGGUCUGAGGUUCAAUAUCAAGAGAUAGUAGAAAAUGAAGAGAAAGGUCCAACACACAGAUUAAUAACUGAGAGCUGCAAAUCAAACAGCAUGGUUGUAAAGAAACGGCAAACGUUGAUUCCUGCUCACAUCAUAGCUGAAGCCAUAUCAACUAUCCCUGAUCUUGACAUUAGAUGGUCAGGUCCAAUCACACCAAAAGAAAUGGAAUAUGUUGAACAAUAUGUGCUAGCAAAGUAUCCAGAAUAUUCAGGCGUCAUGGAAGGAGAUGGAAAUGGGAUAGACUUGUCUAGCUUUAUCAUCUAUGAGGAGCCAUCAGAACCCAUGAUGGAUGAUAGGGGCAAGUCACCAAGAGAGUCUUCUACAUAUUUGUUUGGCAGUAAUCUUCCUGAAAUGGAUAGGGCCAAGAUCCAGUUGGAGCCAUCAAGAUUACUUGACAUUCUCAACAAGAAAUCCUCAUUUCCUGGAAGUUUCAUCUCUAUCCCAGAAAUCCAAGCUCGUAAUAAGAUUCUGAAGCAUUAUGGGUUGCCUGAUGAAGAGUACCUUGUUCUCUUCACUCCAAGCUACAAGGAUGCUAUGAUGCUGGUGGGAGAAAGUUACCCUUUUCUUAAGGGAAACUACUACAUGACAAUUCUUGACCAGGAAGAAGACUAUAUCAGGGAAUUUGCUUCUUUUAAGGAGUCCAAGGUGAUCUCAGCACCCAAGACUUGGCUGGAUUUGAGGAUCAGCGGGUCUCAGCUGAGUCAAAACUUUAGGAGGAGGUGUAAGAUCAGCUCAAAAGGCUUAUUCUCUUACCCAGUUGAUGCAAAUGGAACAAUGCAUUGGAUUUCUGAGGCUCAUAGGAACAACUGGCAUGUUCUUCUUGAUGCAUCUGCUGUGGUAGUGGGAAAGGAUAGGCUGCAUCUUCUUGCACUUCACCGACCAGACUUUGUCAUCUGUUGUCCUGACAACACUCAUUCCAACCCUUCAAGAAUCACUUGCCUCAUAGUGAGAAAGAAAUCAUUUGAGAACUCAGCUGCUUCAUCUCAGGUAGUUGAGUGAGUGAUAAGAACGAGUACUUUCUUACGAUUUUAGAGCAACUAGCAAAUGGACAAAACUUCCAUGCAGAUUCUUAGUGUUUUUUCUCCUAUCAGAAUUGGAACUUCACCUUAAGUAAUUUAUAUCAAUCUUUAUGCAGAAAAACUAAGGUGAACCUCCAAUUCUGAUUGAAGGAACCAUUUAAUAAACUGCGUUAGUUUUGUCUCAGCAAAAUUGGGUAUCAUUGACUCUCAAAAGUCAUGAAUUUUCCGGGAGUACUUUUGUAGAUUGAAUAAAUGAAAAUAGGCAUAUGUAUAAGACCACUUAUUACUGGUAGGAAGGAUUAAGCAUUCCUAAUCUUUUGGUCUGUUUGUAACUUAAAAAAAGCUAUAUAAUUAAUUAUCUUAGUUUGGUAUGUUAUUUCUGCCAAACCCAUUUCUUCAA